Messenger RNA from Fusarium vanettenii 77-13-4, 474 nucleotides. RefSeq lists its product as uncharacterized. The transcript has a single exon. The record is from RefSeq and is a predicted model, not a curated record. The annotation marks the transcript as partial. NCBI's taxonomy places the organism in Eukaryota, Fungi, Ascomycota, Sordariomycetes, Hypocreales, Nectriaceae.
AUGUACGUCAACCAGAAGAGCCCACCCGGCGUGGAUCUUGAAAGGGUCCGUGAAUGGAUCAAGGGAUGUGAGAGAGACCAUAAAACUUGUGUCUUAUCCCAUCAAAUCUGGUACCCAACCAGACUCUUGGAUCUAGCUACGCCAGGAGCCACUAUGAAACUCAUCAUCGCCAAAGAGAUCCAACCUGCCGGGCCGUACAUGACACUGAGCCACAGAUGGGGGAGACAUGUGUACGAGCAGCUCACUUCUCGGUCAGAAGGCCGUUUUAAGACGUCUAUCGACAUUUCGACACUGCCACGAGUUUUCCAAGAUGCAAUCGACAUGACCCGCAAGCUCAAUGUUCGAUACCUGUGGAUCGAUUCGCUGUGCAUCAAGCAAGAUAAGGAGUGUGGAGACUGGCAGGUUGAGGCCUUGCAGAUGGGUAACGUGUAUGCUCACUCAUACCUAAACCUAUCAGCGUCCUAUGCAACUGAA